Messenger RNA from Megalobrama amblycephala (Wuchang bream), 3936 nucleotides. RefSeq lists its product as uncharacterized. The coding region runs from base 147 to 1754 and encodes 535 amino acids. The record is from RefSeq and is a predicted model, not a curated record. Gene Ontology annotation, molecular function: GTP binding. Lineage: Eukaryota; Metazoa; Chordata; Actinopteri; Cypriniformes; Xenocyprididae. The transcript has 3 exons.
UGAAAAUCACGUGAUCUUCAAAAAACGGGUGUUGGCUCAGUAUAAACUGCGGAUAUUUCUUUUUGCAAGUUCCUUCCUGAAGUGAGUUAGAGAAAGAAAGUCUGUUCAUCAGCAAAAACAGUGUACUCUCUAAGCUGGCAUCAGUCAUGGCAGAUUCUACUGAAAGACAAGAUGCAGCCAGCAUAGAACAUAAGUUGUGCAAUAUUGAAGAAAUUAUCCAACAAAGUACUGAAAUUGGGAAGGGUACUCCUGCUCGUUAUUGUUUGAAAUCAAAAACAGAGUCUCCUGAUCAAUCUAACCUAUAUAGACAAAUAAUCUUUGGAGAAAGAGAUAACAACAAACCCCAUAAAACCAUUCUGAUGGUUGGAGAAACAGGAACAGGAAAAACAACCCUGAUCAAUGUGAUGAUCAACUACAUGUUGGGUGUUCAGAGAGAAGACAAGGUUUGGUUUGAGAUCACAGAUGAUCAGUGUGACCGAUCUUCAGUUCACAGUCAGACCUCCAGCGUCAUUAUAUAUGGCUUAUAUCUACAAGAGAGUCCAAUCCAUUUAACAAUCAUCGACACUCCAGGAUAUGGAGACACGCAAGAUAUUCAGAAAGAUAAAGAAAUCGCAAUGAGUUUGCUUAGUUUAAGCAGAUGUGAUGACUGGGUUCAUGAAUUACAUGCAGUGUGUCUGGUGAUUAAAGCAACGGAAAAUCGACUCUCUGACAGACAACAAUAUAUAUUUGAUGCUGUUCAGUCUUUAUUUGGAAGAGAUAUUGCUGAAAACAUUGUCCUGCUCUUCACACACUCAACUGGAUCUCAUCCUAGAAAUGCCCUGACGGCUGUUAAAGAGGCUAAAAUCAAGUGUGCAGUGAAUGAUGAGAAUCAGCCAGUGUUUUUCCUGUUUGAAAACUGUCAGUCAGAAACUGCUGAUGAAGAUGAUGAAAUAAUGCAGGAACAAUCAUGGAGACUCAGUUUUAGAGGAAUGACAGGAUUGUUUAAGUUUCUUGACACAAUAAAACCAAAAACCCUGAAGAUGACUCAAGAUGUGUUACAACAACGGAAGCAGUUGGAGGCAAAUAUCAAUAACCUACAAUCACGUGUUCAAGAAAUGGACCUAAAGCAAAAGGAGCUGAAACAAACUCAGGAAGCUCUGGAGCAGAACGCAGAGGAUGUCAAGAACAAUAAAAACUUUGAGUAUGAAGUUGAGGUGUCCUACAAAGAGAAGAUUCCCAUUGAUCCAAAUAUGUGGGUCUUGACCAAAGAGGCGACAUGCUGCAGCGUCUGUAAGGAGAACUGUCAUUAUCCAGGAUGCUGGUGGGUCAGUAAUCUCUCGUGGUGCAGCGUGAUGAAAAAUAAUCACUGUACAGUGUGCACAAAAAAAUGCCACUACAGCAAACAUGUCAAAGAAGCAAAAAUAUAUGUAAUAAAGACAAAGAAGGAGAAGAGGACGUAUGAAGCUUUAAAGAAGAAAUAUGAUGGUAAGAUUAGGGACAGUGUGUCUUUGGUCAAGAAGCUGGAAGAAGAACUGCAAGAAUUAGAGAAAGAGAAAAUGAAGUUGGUGAUUGAAGCUUUUCACUGUGUGGAAACUCUGCAGAUGAUCGCACUCAACACUGAUUCACUGCUUAUACUUCUGCAUGUUGAUUUUCUGAUAGAGAAGCUGAAGGAAAUUAAUGAGCCUGAAAAAGCCAAAAUAUUAGAAAACAUCAAGAAAAGAGCAGGAGGAGAAAAAAAAGGAGCACUGGGAUACUUUACAAGAUUGCUUAAAUAAUUACAAAUAAUAUGUCUCAGCUACAAAAACCUGCUGAAAAUUAUUUUGUUUCUUUCAAAAGCAUGUCCUUCAUAUAUAUAUAUAUAUAUAUAUAUAUAUAUAUAUAUAUAUAUAUAUAUAUAUAUAUAUAUAUAUAUAUAUUGAUUGUAAAUGCAAGGUUUUAUGAAUUUCUAUCAUCACACUUGCUUGUGUUUUGCCUUGGAUAACGGCAAGUGCGACAUUAACUGAUGUAAAAUAGUAUAGUAAGUGAUUACUGUAAUUCAUUUCCUGGAAUUAAUAAAUUCAUCAUAACAUCACAGCUUUUUUUUUUUUUUUUUUUUAAUAUCUAUUCACUGAACUACUAAACACAAGCCAAAAAUCCAAUGCUCAUAAAAGUACUAAAUGAUCAGUGUUGAGCAUGUUACUUUAAAAAAAGUAAUUAGUUACAGUUACUAGUUACUUCUCAAAAAUAGUAACUGAGUUAGUAAUGGAGUUACAUCAUUAUAAAAGUAACUAAUUACCAGGGAACGUAACUAUUGCUUUACUUAAAAAAAAAAAAGUCAAAUAACUAAUAUUAAAAAAAGAUGCGAUAAAGUGACUUUGAAGCCCAUUUACAAAAUAUUUGAGUCAUGUUAAGUGUUAACGAUCGAUUAAAUACACAACACAAAGAAACUUUUUACAGUGUUCUCUUCUUCCGUAUUGUUUGUUUGCAUAGAUAUAUACACUAGAGGCAUUUCUCAAUGUCAAGGAAGGAUCCUCGGAAGCCAGAAUUUCGAGGAUGCUACGUCAUCGACAUCCGUCGAAGGACUGUUCCAAUGUCGAGGAUCCUCGGAAUUUUAAACAAGGUGUGAGUCCUUCCUUCGAAAAAUAUCCCAUAUACAGGAAAGGAUGCAUAUGUGUAGCCUUCGCGCUCUCAAAUCACCCACAAUCCUAUGCGUGCAGCUUUGCGAUCUUGUUAAAAAUUUUUUUAAAAAAAUGUCGGACGUUAACGGGCAAUAUGCUUUCAAAUGUAAGUAUAUUUAUGUAGCCCAGCUAAGGUUAUUUAUAAUCUCCUAAAUGCAUAUUUCUGAAUAUGUAAAUGUUUCUGAUAUUCUUGUGUUAAAAUGGUAUAAAUGUCAUGGACUCAUAUAAUAGUAUAUCAUUUCACUUGUACGAGUGUUACAUUGAUUAUGGUAAAAGUUUAUGUGAGAUGUACUGGUUAAAAACGUGGGUUUGACAAGCAUGCAUGUUCUUUUAUUUGUGAUUGGUCUUUAUUUUAUUUAGUCCCGCCUUGUUUGGUCACUGAGAUUUCUGAUUGGAAGUAGGACAGGUGCGAGAGGAGAGAGAUGAUGGAGGCAGAUCGGAAAGUGAUGUCGCAUUUUAUUUUUCUCCUGAUUUAGAGAAAAAUAGUAACAUAACCGCUAAUUAAGUGGUCAAAGCUUAUAGUCAGUGAAUGUAGGAAGUGUUAAAUAACAUUUCUUUAAUUUGUUUCCUUUGUUUUACUCUGAUUAAGAGUUUAAUUAUCUCAUAAACUUCAACAUUGUUUCAGUGUUUCUUUUAACAUUGUGUAGAUUGGACUUAUAUAAACACAGACCAGUGUUCACUGAGGAUUUUACUGUGUAUGUUGUACAUUUGAGCAUCUAUCCAAACAGAAUUUUGUACCUGUAAAUGUUUUUUAUUUUAUUUUAUAUACAAACAUGAAAAAAGUCUGAAAUAUAUAUAGUUUAAAUAUAUAUAGUAUAAUUUUUAAGUAAUUAUUCUACAAGUAUGUGAAUUUAUGAACGUGUCUAAGGGCAGAACAAGUGUCUCAGUGGAAAACACUGUCUCCUCACAACAAGAAGGUUCCUGCGGUUCGAGUCCCAGCUGAUCCAGAAAGUCUUUCCUUCAGAUCUGGUUUCUGUCACAAUCCAAAGAUGUGUGAAUUACAGAUGCUAAGUUGCCUAAAGGUGUGAACAUGUGUUUUACUGUCUAUGGAUGCAUCACUUUUGAAAGACUGAGCAGUAUUACUGCCCCCUAGAGGAACAUGAUGCAGUUGUUUUGACUGAGAUUGACAUUCAAAAUGUAAAUAAAUUAAUUCAAAUUUAUGCAGUGUUCUUUGUCAACUUCACAGGGUGUGUCCUGGACCUAAAAGAAAAUUUCCAUGCAGGUUUUUCUCUCAUUUGUAAAUCAGGGUAAAUGCUAUUGAAUUAAAUUCAAAUCUGAUAAUAAAUUCAUUUAAAAUACA